AUGCCGCCGUUUGGAUCCAAUGGUGUAAUGGGACCUGGUAAAGCUUGGGCUUGCCCCUAUGCAAAGCGUCCUGGAAACCAGGACCACGUAUGCCAUCAACGCGCAUUCGACAAGAUAUCAAGACUCAAAGGCCACCUAAAUCGCAAGCCCCAUGCCAUAGAGAACUCCUGUGCAACAUGCUGGACAAGUUUCAAGAAUGAAAUGGAAUGCAAGCUUCACGAACAAGCCAGGGAGUGCACGGCCAAACCACCGCCAACCAAGGACCUCGUGACGCCCGAGCAGAGAGCUCAAUUGUCCAGCAGGGCAUCAAACGAUAGCGACAGCUGGUAUGAGAUAUUUAAAUGUCUUUGCCCUGGCGUCCCUCGGCCCCAUAGUCCUUUUGUCAACGUAGAUCACUCGGCUGAAGUGCGCGCCAUCCAGAAUCAUUUACCCGCGGAAGAGAUGACUUGGGAGGCGGCCAUGCACGACUUGCCACCGAGCUUACAACCCGUCCGACAGAGCAUAGCAGAUUAUUUCAGGGCGCGGCAAGACGAAUUCGUCGCCAUGAUGCUCAGGCCGUGGAAAUCGCCCCAUUUUGAUAAUCCCCAACCACGAAACCGUCGUCUACGAACAAAGCCGACUCCUGCUCGGCAUACCGCUGCAUGCGACCAACCUUUGGCGGAUGUUGGCACCAGCACCACAGUUGCAGCAUCAGCAGGGACGACAGGUGUCAUGCCCACGCCGCUGGAACCUACUUGGGGCAACAACCCUGAAGCCGAGAAUUAUACUCCUGUGACACCAGAACAAACUGCUUUCAACCAAUACAGAGUUGGGCCUCUCGGGGAAGAUACCCCAGUUGAUUCUGUUGUUCAAGAUGAUUAUGAUUUGUUUACGCAAGCUAUCUAUCCGGGUGUCGAUGAUCUGGCAUCAAGGCCCGCCGGAACCGCUUUAGAGCAGUGGUUGCCGUACCAGUAUGAACUCGACCAAGACCUCACAGGAAGUUGCUUCCCACAAGAAGAGCAUCAGAGAUAA
Molecule: messenger RNA, 1011 nt
Organism: Metarhizium robertsii ARSEF 23
Lineage: Eukaryota; Fungi; Ascomycota; Sordariomycetes; Hypocreales; Clavicipitaceae
Exons: 1
Coding region: 1-1011 (336 amino acids)
Source: RefSeq, a predicted model, not a curated record